Molecule: messenger RNA, 674 nt
Organism: Labrus bergylta (ballan wrasse)
Lineage: Eukaryota; Metazoa; Chordata; Actinopteri; Labriformes; Labridae
Product: isotocin-neurophysin IT 1
Cellular component (GO): secretory granule; extracellular region
Molecular function (GO): neurohypophyseal hormone activity
Source: RefSeq, a predicted model, not a curated record
AGCUCUGGAGGUAUAUAAGUCCUUUCAGACGCACAAAGGACAGAAGAAGAAACAGGAGCGCCUAAAACGAAACACUUGAACUCUUCUCUUCAUCAAGUGCCAACAAAAAUGACGGGAGCCGCUGUGUCUGUGUGCCUACUUUUCCUUCUGUCUGUUUGUUCAGCAUGUUACAUCUCCAACUGUCCUAUCGGAGGAAAGAGAUCCAUCAUGGACGCACCACAGCGCAGGUGCAUGGCGUGUGGCCCUGGAGACAGGGGCCGCUGCUUCGGCCCCAGUAUCUGCUGCGGGGAGGGCCUCGGCUGCUUGCUGGGCUCCCCAGAAACAGCUCACUGUGUGGAGGAGAACUACCUGCUCACCCCCUGCCAGGCGGGAGGGAGACCCUGUGGAUCUGAGGGCGGACGCUGCGCUGCCUCAGGAGUCUGCUGUGACGCAGAAAGCUGCACUACUGACCAGUCCUGCCUCGUGGACGAGGAAGGAGAAGAGCAAACCAGCCAAUACGAAGGCAGCGACCCCGGUGACAUCAUCCUCAGGCUGCUGCACCUGGCCGGUCACACUUCACAUCGAGUCCACCAAUGAGCUGCACCUGACUCCACGGCCUCAUGGGAAAACAAGGAAUGGGACAUGUAGUUGUAAUGUAGUUACAGUAAAGUUCUUCUGUAGAGUUCCUUUCUUGA